AUGGAGGUUGAUGAUGGGACGAGAGAGGAUAAAGAGGAAAAGGUUCGGUUAUUAGAAGAAGGGUUGGAUGAGAUCAUAACCAUCAACCAUCUUGGUUUCUGGCCUAGCAAAGGCUUAGAAACAAACCAAUUGAACAAGAAUCUCUUUGUUUCUCAAUUUUUCAAUAGGAGGGAUAAGGAUAAGGUUCCUGAACAGGACAGUGGUGGGCCAAACCUUAAAAUAAGGGGAAAAAAAUCAAAGUGGGGUGUCCACUCCACAAAGAAGAUUCCAAAUCCAAAAUGA
Dovyalis caffra is the source of this 282-nucleotide messenger RNA. The record is from the annotation of a GenBank genome assembly. NCBI's taxonomy places the organism in Eukaryota, Viridiplantae, Streptophyta, Magnoliopsida, Malpighiales, Salicaceae.